Messenger RNA from Selaginella moellendorffii, 1617 nucleotides. RefSeq names its product pentatricopeptide repeat-containing protein At4g02750-like. The transcript has a single exon. Gene Ontology annotation, molecular function: protein binding; RNA binding. NCBI's taxonomy places the organism in Eukaryota, Viridiplantae, Streptophyta, Lycopodiopsida, Selaginellales, Selaginellaceae. The record is from RefSeq and is a predicted model, not a curated record. Gene Ontology annotation, biological process: RNA modification. The coding region runs from base 1 to 1617 and encodes 538 amino acids.
AUGCAAAGGAUCUUGUCACAAAACUUUGCUGCCAGCAUACGAAGCUGUGGAACUGCCAAGGAUCUAUCCCGUGGGAUUUCACUCCACGAAAAAAUCUUGGCCAGCAAGAGCUCUUGGUGUGAUCGAUACCUUGCGAAUUUGUUGAUCGACAUGUAUGGCCAGUGUGGGGAUAUACAGCGAGCGAGGGAGGUUUUCGAUAAGAUUCCAAAUCCAAACCAGUUCUCGUGGACGGCGUUGCUGGGCGCAUAUUCCCAGAACGGGCAUAUCCAAGAAGCGAAAGAUGCGUUUGAUGCUUCGGUGUCGAGAGACAGGGUAUCUUGGAACUGUAUGCUUUCAGCAUAUGCCCAAAUUGGGCAUCUUUCACGAGCUAGAGAAGUCUUUGCGAGAAUGUCUUCCCUCGAUGUAGUGACAUGCAACGCAAUGAUCACGGCAUAUUCUCAUCACGGUCAUAUUGAGGAGGCGGUCCACGUGUUUACAUCCAUGCCGCAGAGAAAUGUGGUAACGUGGACGGCUAUGAUCACCGCAAAUGCCGAGGCGAGGGACUUUGCGAGUGCUAGGGCUUUCUUCGAUCGAAUGCCCCAGUGUGAUGUCGCGAGCUGGAACGCGACGAUCCAGUGCGCGCAAGAGAUUGGAGCGGUGAAAGCGCUCUUCGAUCGAUCGCCGGGGAAGAGCUGGAUCACCUGGACAGCGCUGGCGCUGGCCCACGCGCAACAAGGUAACGAUCUCCAGCAAUGCCGGGAGGCCUUCUACCGGAUGCCGCAGUGGACGCUAGGGUCGAGCAAUGCGCUCGUCUCGGCGCUGGCCAGGAGCUCCAAUCUGGAAGAAUCGAGGCUCGUCUUCCACGCCAUGCCCCAUCGCGACCAAAUCUCUUGGAAUUCGCUGCUCCAGGGCUACAUCGAGAAUGGGCGCGCCCAGGAGGCCAUGGCGGAGCUUCUCUCUGGAAGAAUGCCUUGCUGGGAUGUGGCUGCCUGGAACGCGAUGCUCCAAGCAUUUGUCCAGUCGGGGGAUCUGGAUUCUCUGGAGAAACUCUACAAUCAAAUGCCAGUGAAAGACGUGAUCUCCUGGACGGCUAUGGUGGUCGCAUUCUCAGAAGGAGGAAACAUCGAUCAAGCCAAACAUUUCUUCGAUCAAAUGAUCACCCGGGAUCUCGUCGCGUGGAACUCGAUGAUCAAAGCAUUUGCCAACACUGGGCUCUUGUCCGACGCUGUUGGCUUCCUCUACGCGAUGCUCCAGGAGGGGAUCAAGCCCAACGAUCACACUUACAGGGGGAUUCUCAGCGGCUGCAGCCACGCCGGGCUCCCGGAGGAAUGUCGGAUCCAUUUCUUGAGCAUGGUGGCAGAUCACGCCAUCGCUCCGGAGCUGGAUCACUACUGCUGCGUGGUGGACAGCUUGGGGCGAUCCAAGCGCCUCGACUGGGCGGAGGAGCUCGUCCAGAGCAUGCCUUACGUUCCCAACGAGGUGGCAUGGACGAGCCUCCUUGGUGCUUGUCGAGUGUAUGGAGAUGCCGAGCUGUUGGAGCGAGUGACCGGGCUCUCGCUGGAGGACGAGAGCGACACUGGGUCCUGGCCGGCUCCAUACUUGCUCUUGUCCGAUGGCUGGAAGAGUGUUCCAAAGUGA